This is a messenger RNA of Python bivittatus (Burmese python), 1414 nucleotides long. It is a transcript of the gene JPT1, whose product is annotated as Jupiter microtubule associated homolog 1. The record is from RefSeq and is a predicted model, not a curated record. Gene Ontology annotation, cellular component: nucleus. Lineage: Eukaryota; Metazoa; Chordata; Lepidosauria; Squamata; Pythonidae.
CGGGUGGCUACUGCAGUUGUAGCCGGCAGGAGCUGAGGGAGGAGGUGCGGAUAUAUCAUCUUCCGCUGGCCUCGUCCCCGGGCGGUUUCCUCCAAGUUCUUCCACACCAUGACUACCACUACUACUUACACGGGGAUGGACCCCAGUGGCCGAAGUAGCUCCAGGGUUCUUCGCCCUCCAGGUGGUGGUUCCAAUUUCAGCUUAGGAUUUGAUUUGCCAAAAGACCAACAAGGAGGAAAAAGGAACAAGAUGGCAUCUACCAUCUUUGGGACUCCAGAAGAAAAUCCACCAUCUUGGGCAACAGCCAAAUCCACCGAAGUCAGGGAUAAUUCUGAAGUAGCUGGAUCCGAAAGGAGAGAUUCUUCUGAUGCAAGCUCUGGUGACUAUAUAACUCCAAAGGGUAUGGAAAGCGAAGCUCCUGAAAACACAGAAGUUGAAAUAGAAACUGCUUCAGGCCCAAGUGAAGAAAAGCCCCUGCCAGCUGCACCUGUUCCUAGUCCAGUAGCUCCAGCACCUGCACCAUCUAGGAGAAAUCCACCGGGUGGGAAGUCUAGUCUAGUGCUUGGUUAAGCUUGAUUUUCCUUCACUCCUAACUACUUGGAACUCAUAUCUGUCAUCUUUGUUUUUCUUCCAUGCUUGUGAACUGCACAACCUGAGCUUGACUGUACUUCUGAAACUUAUCAUUAAAGGAGCACUUUAUGUACUUCAUAUUUUUGUUUUGUUUUUCAGGAAGUCUUUCCUCAAACUUCUUGUCUUGUCUCUUUUGAGUCUAACGGAAGUGACUUGUGUAAUUUUUUUCGUAAUGGUAGCGGUGGUAUUUGCUAUACAGCCCAUGGCUGACAAAAGAUUUGAGGUGUAUAGUAGUAUCUAAAACUAAACUGGAUUGAUUCUGAGUGUGCUAAGUGGCAUUUUUGUCUUAAAACUUGUAGAACAGUCUUAGUUGACUUAGAAGGGUUGGAAACUGGGGUUGUACGGGCAGAGGAUGAGUGACAAAUGUACUCUUUCUGCACCCAUCUCUGCAACACAUACUGGUUUUCCAAGGUACCAUUCAAUAAUUGGCAAAUGUUUGAAGCCCUGUUGUGCAUUGCAGAACUGUCAAGUUGUGAUGCUAGUAAUUACCCAUGCUGCCUUCAACAAGUGGUUCAGCCAUGACAGGAUGAGGCCAGUGCUGAAGAUAAAGCUAAAGAUGUAAGAUUAUGACUGUUCUCUGAAUAUCAGGCCCCAUUGUGAUGAUGGAAUGCAUCUUACAAAAGUAUUGGGUGGAUAAAACUUUUGGGAUACAUUCCCAGUCCAAAUGACUCCAAUACUUUGCAUGAUCAUGCUGGUGCUUAAAUAGGAGGUAGAAAAUCUCAUCCUUCUAAAUGUGUGUUGUAUCUUGAAAGCUGGAUUGUUGCUUAAAAAUAAAGGAUAUAGA